GCUGAAUAUUGUGUGAAUGCUGAAUAUCUUCAAUAUGUUUAAUAAUGAACGAUCGUUUCACGUUUGAUUUUCUUUGGCAGCAGUCCAUUGGCAAAUAUAAAUAAAUAUAAUAAUAAUUCAAUAAGCUGACUUUGGCGGCUUUUACAUACAUACAUAAUUUUGUUUAUUUACGUGGUUGUGUGGGCGUGGCAGCUGCUAACCAAAGUGCAAUUGGAAUCGGCAUUGAGAGCGGAACUGCAAUCGGUAUUUGGAAUCAAGAAAUACAAGUGCCCAACAGCCCCCGCCCGCCCCCUGGAGGGGCAGCUGCGCUGCAGCUGCAGCGGCGCCAGCGACAACUAGAACGGCACAGACGAGCAGCGUCACAAGCAUGACGACGCUGGCAGCGACGUCGACGUCGACAGCGAUGCCAGUGGAUGGCAUUGGCACUGCGAAAAUGUUUUCGGAUGCGGAUGUGGCGGAAGUGCGGCACGUUGUGCAACGCAUUUUGGUGCCGUGCGUUUUUGUUAUUGGACUAUUGGGAAAUUCAGUGAGCAUUUAUGUUUUGACGCGGAAGCGCAUGAGGUGCACUACAAAUAUUUAUCUAUCGGCUCUGGCAAUUACGGAUAUUGCGUACCUGACCUUUGUAUUAAUUUUAUCACUCAAACACUACGAAUAUAUCAAAUAUCAUUGUGAGCUAUAUUGGCGACUAUAUGGCUUUAUAAUGUGGCUAUGCGACGCAUGUGCGUACAUCUCAAUUUACAUAGCCGUGUGCUUCACCAUCGAGCGAUUUAUAGCUAUACGCUAUCCGCUCAAAAGACAAACAUUCUGCACUGAGUCGCUGGCCAAGAAGGUAAUAGCAGCCGUCGCGCUCUUCUGCCUGUUGACCACGCUCUCGACGGCGUUCGAGCACACAUAUGACAUCAAUUGGAAAUUGAUUGAUGGCGCCUAUAGGCCCUGCAAUCUGACGCUGGCAAAUGUGUCGCCCACACCGGCCCAGCCCACCCCGGCGACCGCAUGGCAUGUAGAUGAGCAUGCGAACAAUGCUGCCACGCCUCGCUAUCUGGAGCCCUUCGAUUUAAGCAGCGGCAGCGGCAGCGGCGCUGGCGAGGCAGUAACUUUCUAUCUAUCCCUCUCUCUCUCUCUCUUCAUCGCUUUCGUUUUAUCUCUCACUGUCCCUUUGAAAGACCACAUUCCAAGCAGGCAGCACCGGUUACCAGCAUCCACGUCCGCCUCGGUGGGCGUGACAGCCGCAGCCACCGAUCCGGCAACGGGGGCGGCCACUGCGAGCUUGCUGCAGUUGUCACGUGCCAGACGCAGCGAGGACAACUUUGACAACGAGGCCAGCUCUAACAACAAUUACAACUACAACAAUAAUAGCGCAUUCGCAUUUAACAUAACGGAAUACUGUCAAAAUAUGACUGUCUAUACAAAUGGGCUAUCGAGUCUGGGCCAAAAUGCCCUGUACUUUAAUAUCUGGAGUGUGUACACAUUGAUUGUAUUUGUGGUGCUGCCGCUCUUUGUGCUGGCCACCUUCAACUGUUUUCUCAUUCUGCUUGUGCACCGCUCAAAGAGCCUUCGUGGGGAUCUUACCAACGCCAGCAGCAUCAGGCGAACCAAGCGUAAGUCCAACUCCGGGCUAACGGGCAGCGUAUCGCAGGAAAAUCGGGUGACCAUCACGCUGAUUGCGGUGGUGCUUCUGUUCAUUGUAUGCCAGCUGCCUUGGGCCAUCUAUUUGAUACUGGUGCAGUAUGUGGAAAUCGAAAUGAAUAUACAAAGGAUUGCCGGGAAUGUGUGCAAUCUGCUGGUUGCCAUCAAUGCGGCUGCCAAUUUUUUCUUAUAUUGUGUCCUCUCCGACAAGUAUCGGAAGACGGUGCGUGAGCUAAUCACGGGCUAUCGAUAUCGCCAUCGGCACGCGCGCAACAACAUCAGCCUCUAUGCGCCACACACGACGACUACGCUCAAUGGGGAUGGAGCCGGCGGCGGUGGUGCGAGUGGCUAUGGUAGUAGAUACAGCGGUGCAAGCAGUCGACGUUGCCGUGGUAAAUCGGCGGUCGCGAGGCGUUUAAUUGCGUGAGUCACGAAGUCACGAGUUGAGUGCGGUUCCUGAUCAUCGAUAAUUAUUGUAACAUUUUUUUUUGUCUUAUAGCUAAAUCAUGUCUCAUUUUUACAAUUCGAAAGCUGUACAAUCCUAAAAACUCUGUGUUAGACUAAGCUGAGCAGUGCAUACAUAUUUUAACUUUUUACUAUUUACGACCAUACAUUUGUGCCAUAAUGUGAUGAUUAUAGUUUGUAUGAUAUGUAGUUAUCCUAAUCGUAAUUGUUGUUGUCCUAAGCGUCAUAAAUGUGUAGUCUUAAUAAAUACAAUUGAGAUCA
Molecule: messenger RNA, 2352 nt
Organism: Drosophila montana
Lineage: Eukaryota; Metazoa; Arthropoda; Insecta; Diptera; Drosophilidae
Gene: Proc-R
Product: Proctolin receptor
Exons: 8
Coding region: 368-2053 (561 amino acids)
Biological process (GO): G protein-coupled receptor signaling pathway
Cellular component (GO): membrane
Molecular function (GO): G protein-coupled receptor activity
Source: RefSeq, a predicted model, not a curated record